Molecule: messenger RNA, 1689 nt
Organism: Penaeus vannamei (Pacific white shrimp)
Lineage: Eukaryota; Metazoa; Arthropoda; Malacostraca; Decapoda; Penaeidae
Source: RefSeq, a predicted model, not a curated record
AUGGACGAGAUUUACGCCAGAGAGGCAAAUAAAGUAGAGUUGAGAGAGAGUCCCAAAAACGCAGAGACGCCAAUUAAAGGCGUCCGUAGGACAGACAGGAGACAAAAGUCCCCUGAAGAACAGGACUCGGUUAAAUCCACGAGGAAAUGGGACUCUGAGUGCUAUGGCUAUAAUAAGUCCGUUCCCGAAGAGGAGGUUUCGCAAAGCCCUCACGACCGACCGGACUGCUCGACGACCGACUUCGACGACCGACCGCUGCCGACCCUCGACGACCGACCGCUGCGACCCUCGACGACCGACCGCUGCCGACCUCGACGACCGACCUGCCGACCCUCGACGACGACCGCUGCCGACCCUCGACGACGACCGCUGCCGACCCUCGACGACCGACGCCUGCCGACCCUCGACCCUGCCGACCCUCGACGACCGACCGCUGCCGACCCUCUGCGACGACGACCGACCGCUGCCGAACCCUCGACGACCGACCUGCCGACCCUCGACGACGACCGCUGCCGACCUCGACGACCGACCGCUGCCGACCCUCGACGACCGACCGACCGCUUGACGACGACGCUGCUCGACGACCGACCGCUGCCGACCCUCGACGACUGCCGACCCUCGACGACCGACCGCUGCCGACCGGCUGCCGACCCUCGACGACCGACCGCUUGCCGACCCUCGACGACCGACCGCUGCCGACCCUCGACGACCGACCGCUGCCGGACCCUCGCGACCGACGCUGCCGACCCUAGACGACCCGACUGCCGACCCUCGACGACCGACCGCUGCCGACCCUCGACGACCGACCGCUACCGACCCUCGACGACCGACCGCUGCCACCCUCGACGACCGACCGCUUGCCGACCUCGACGACCGACCGCUGCCGACCCUCGACGACCGACCGCUUGCCGACCCUCGACGACCGACCGCUGCCGACCCUCGACGACCGACCGCUGCCGACCCUCGACGACGACCGUGCCGACCGGACCGCUGCGACCCCGACCGACCGACCGCUGCCGACCCUCGACGACCGACCGCUGCCGACCCUCGACCCGACGACCGCUGCCGACCUCGACGACGACCGCUGCCGACCCCUCGACCGCCGACCCGCUGACCGGACCCUCGACGACCGAUCCGCUGCCGACCCUCGACGACCCGACCGACGCCGACCUCGGACGACCGACCGCUACGACCCUCGACGACCGACCGCUGCCGACCCUCGCCGACCGACGCUGCCGACCCUCGCCGGACCGACCGCUGACCGACCCUCGCGACCGACCGCUGCCGACCCUCGACGACCGACCGCUGCCGACCCUCGCGACCGACCGCUGCGACCCUCGACGACGACCCGCUGCGACCCUCGACGACCGACGCUGCCGACCCUCGACGACCGACCGCUGCCGACCCUCGACGACCGACCGCUGCCGACCCUCGCCGACCGACCGCCCUGCCGACCUCCGACGACCGACCGCCUCCGACCCUGCCGACCGACCGCUGCCGACCCUCGACGACCGACCUACCGACCCUCGACCGACCGACCCGACCCUCGACGACCGACCGCUGCCGACGACGACCGCUGCCGACCCUCGCGACCGACCGCUGCCGACCCUCGACGACGACCGCUACCCGACCCUCGACGACCGACCGCUGCCGACCCUCGCUGACCUAACACGACCGCUCGACCGCUGA